GCCUCUGACAGAAAUUUGUGCAUUCUCAAAUUCCAAGGUGUCUAAACUGGGAAUUUCCCUGCCUAACUUUCUUCUCUUCCUGCCCUCAAGGUCUUUGGGAUUCCCCCUGUUUCCUUCCCUCAGGCAGUCUUACAUUCCUGUCCACCUGCAGGUCCAAAAAAAAAAAUUAUGAUUGCCUUCACCCCGCCCUGGAAUUGCUUCACGUACUAAGCCAUUUCCCAAAACUCAGCCGUUUCAGUUGGGGUGGGGUUAGCCAAGAGCCGAGGAGUGAAGAGGAAGGCCAAAACUUUUCUCCAGCGCCGGAACAGCCCGGGUGCUCCAGAGCCACUGCAGAAAGGAAAAGCAGACAGGGAAAGAACCGACGGCUGAGCCAGAAAUGCAGCCACUUCGCCAGUUUUUCUGCCUCCUCGGUGCCCUUUUGGCGUUUUGUGCAGAGGCCAUUGAUGGAACCUGUGACCCUCGAGAAGCUCAGAUCAUAGGUGGCGACUACACGGUGCUGGAGAAUGGCACGGUGCUGCAAUAUAAAUGCCCGGAGGGACAAUAUCCGUACCCAACAGAGUUCCGGACUUGCGAUUACGGCAGGUGGUGGAAUACAAUGACAAACGCCUUUGGCAACACCGUCCGUCAAGCCAAGUGCCAAGACAUCCGCUGCCAUAGGCCUGUGGAGUUUGAGAAUGGCCUCUAUGAACCAAAGCAGCUGUACUAUAACAUCAGCCAGGAGCUGACGUUUGAGUGCUACGGAGGGUACAAAAUGUACGGGUCCCAGAAGCGCACCUGCCUCCCCAAUGGGAAGUGGAGUGGAGAGACGACCAGAUGUGACGACGGAGCUGGUCACUGUCCGAACCCUGGUAUCCCAAUUGGUGCUCGAAAAUCUGGCGUCCAGUACAGGAUAGAAUAUCGGGUCCGCUACACUUGUGACAGAGGACUCACUCUUGUGGGAUCGAAAGAACGGGUCUGCCAAGAAUCGAAAUCCUGGAGCGGAGCGGAACCAGAAUGUCUAAGCCCAUUUACUUUCGACACUCCGGAAGAAGUCUCCUCCAAGUUCAUUGCAUCCCUCACAGAAGCGGUUGAGACCCUGGAUGCAGAUAAGAAUAAUUCUGUGCUGGAGAAGCGUAAAAUCAAGAUUGAGAAGGAUGGCUUAAUGAACAUUUACCUGGUCCUCGACGCUUCCCGAAGCAUUGGCAAGCCAAGUUUCAAGCACGCUCAGAACAUGUCAAUCAAGUUAAUUGAAAAGAUCUCCAGCUAUGACACCUUCCCCAGGUAUGGCAUCGUCACUUUUGCCACCCACGCCAAAGAGCUGGUGCGAACAACCGACGCAAACAGCAAUGAUGCCGCCUGGGUGAUUGAGCAACUGGAGGGCAUGAAAUAUGGAGAUCACAAGAAGAAGCCUGGAACCAAUAUCCAGAAAGGCUUACAAGCUGUCUAUAAUAUGAUGAUCAGUCAACAAGCAGUGGAGAAUGAACAGGGAUUGAACCCUGCUCCAGUCGCCACCAAAACUCGUCAUGUUAUCAUCCUCCUGAGUGAUGGUAACUACAAUAUGGGAGGUAAUCCCAUUGUUGUCAUCCGGCAAAUCAGGGAAUUCCUUAAUAUUGGACAUGAUCGCCGCAAUCCUCGUGAAGACUACUUAGAUGUUUAUGUCUUUGCUAUUGGAGACAAGGCCCACAUGGAGAGGGUGAAUGAGCUGGCAUCUCAGAAGCGUGAUGAGAAACAUGCCUUCAAAAUCAAAGACUUUGAUGAGCUGCAGGAGGCCUUUGAUAAAAUGAUCGGUAAUGUGAACCUACAAGAGUCCUGGGCUUUCAGACACCUUUUUGCUUGUGACCUUCAAGAGCAUGAUCUCAAGCGCCUAUUCUUAGAGAGCACUUCCCAUACAGUGGUGCCUCGCUUAACGACAAUAAUCCGUUCCAGGAACAUCGCCGUUAAGAGCAAGAUUCAGCUGUUGAAUUUCUACCGACAUUGCUGCAGUCAAAGGCACAGAUGCCCAGCUAGAAACACCUAUGGCUGCCAGGUCAUAUCUGAACCAGAGAUGGGCAUGCACCUCAGUUCAGUGGUUCACACCAGUUUUUACGCAAGGCACCACAGUAGCCCAGGCAUCUAUUUCCAAGUAAACGUACACAGGAUCGGCCCUGUUGCCGAGUCCCUUCAGUGUCCCAUUUUAACUCUCCUUUAUGCUUUUCUCUUUUCCAAAUCAAAGCGGGAAGGGAAGGGAUUUGAGUACUGCAAAGGAGCCCUCAUUUCCGAAUAUUACGUCCUGACAGCCGCCCACUGCUUCACCAUUGAUGACAAGGCAGAGCAGAUCACUGUCAAGAUUGGAAGGCAGAGCUCUGAAAGGCAGAGCUUCGACGUGGCUGCUGUCCAUUCCCACCCACUGUAUCAGCUUCAAAAGCUAAAGGAUCGUAAAAUUGACGAAUUCUACGAUUAUGACAUUGCCCUGGUGAAACUCACUGUCAAAGUUAAACUAUCUGUUUUUGCAAGGCCAAUCUGCUUACCUUGUACAGCAGGAGCCACUCGAGCUCUGAGGAAACCCCACCCACAGACCACCUGCAAGGAACAUGAGGAAAUGCUCCUGCCUGCUGGGAAUGUUGCUUCCUUUUUUGUAACCGACUGCAGUCACAGUAGUGGAGGCAAUAGGCUGCUUCGCCAAACUGUGCACAUCAAGAAUAGUGAACUGAAAAUGGCCUGUGAGGAAGACGCAAAGAAAGCCAAGCACUAUGUAAAUGUCACCGAUGUCUCAGAGGUGGUGACGGACCGUUUCCUCUGCACGGGUGGUAUUGACCCAGUGGUAGACCCGAACACGUGCAAAGGUGAUUCUGGUGGCCCCCUUAUCAUUCAGAACCGGCUGCGUUAUGUUCAGGUGGGGGUGAUCAGCUGGGGUGUGGUUGACGUCUGUCAAAAGAGGCUCCCUGCGUGUGACAAAAAUAUCCGGGUGCAAUCGCCCAGCUUUGCCAGGGAUUUUCACAUCAACAUUUUCAAGGUCUUGCCUUGGCUUAAGCAACGGCUGAGUGACGAGGGACUGGACUUCCUGUAGAAGGGCUCCUCCUGGCCCACCCACAUCACUUGGCGGAAAUGGAACACUCUGUAGACUGACCACAUUCCUAACAAAUGGGUAUAACAUUUCCUUGUGGGGAGGAAGAAAAAUCUCUGAGUGACAUAAAUAUGUUCAUCUGCUUA
Messenger RNA from Pogona vitticeps (central bearded dragon), 3168 nucleotides. NCBI's taxonomy places the organism in Eukaryota, Metazoa, Chordata, Lepidosauria, Squamata, Agamidae. The record is from RefSeq and is a predicted model, not a curated record.